Molecule: messenger RNA, 603 nt
Organism: Malania oleifera
Lineage: Eukaryota; Viridiplantae; Streptophyta; Magnoliopsida; Santalales; Ximeniaceae
Exons: 1
Coding region: 1-603 (200 amino acids)
Source: RefSeq, a predicted model, not a curated record
AUGGGAUUCAACUUUGGUGAUUCAUCAAUUGACUCGGGAAUGGGAGACACGAGAUUCAAAGUUGAUACCAUACCAAGAAUAAUCCAAGAGUUGAUCAAGGAGUUUGACCAGAUCAGCUUUUACCACUUACUUUGGGAAGGCAAUUUAAUCUCUGAUGCCCUAGCCACGUUGGCCGCCUUGAUAAAAGUUGAACCGGGGAUAGACAUUGAGCCCAUUCGUAUAAGGAUUCUGUCAGAACCGGCCUACUGUGCAGUAACCAAAGAAUUCGAUGGAAAACCAUGGUUUUAUGAAAUUAAUACGUACCUCCAAAAGCGAGAAUAUCUCGAAGGAGCCUCUAGUAAUGAUCAGAAGAUGAUAAGGAGACUAUCCAUGGGGUUUUUUUUGGAUGGAGAAGUUCUCUACACAAGGAACCAUGACAUGACCCUCCUAUAUUGUGUGGAAGCGCAAAAAGCAAAGCAAAUUAUGAAAGAAGUCCAUGAGGGUGUUUGUGGUACCCAUGCCGGAGGUCACUUGCUGACAUGGAAAAUCCUCAGAAGUGGGUACUAUUGGAUGACCAUGGAAAGGGAUUGCAUAGAAUAUGCUCGAAAAUGCCACAAGUGCUAG